AUGAGAAUAGAGGAGGGGGAAGACGGAAUUGAAAAACAAGAAGAGGAAGAGAAAAAAGCAAAAAUAAUAGUAGUGGAAAAGAAUAGAGAAGAAAGGAUAGGAGAAAAUGAUGCAGAGACGAAGGGACAAAGAAAAAAGAAAAGGAAGGAGGAAGAAGAGAUGAAGAUCAAUAAAGAAAAGAAAGAAGAAGCUAAAGGUGGAGAGGAGACGGAAGAGGAAGAGGGCGAAAGAAGAAGGUGGAGAGAAGAAAGAAAACAAGAGAAGGUUGAGGAGGAAAGCUGGGCAGACAGCUGGGAAAGGAUAAGGGAAAGGGAGAGGAAAAAAAGAAGGGGCAGAAGCAUAGUAUGGAAAAACGUAGGAGGAGAGGAGAAAGAGGAAAGGGGUAGAAGGGUAAAAAUCAUGUUGCAGAUGGAGCUGGGGAAGAAGGUCGAAAUAAGAAAGUUGACGGAGGUGAUGGGAGAAGGCGGAAGGAAAAUAAUACUAACAGAGCUGGAGGAGGAAGAAGACUGUAGGAAAAUGCUAAAGAAAAAAAACGCCAUCUGGGAGUUUUGGAAGGUAAGCGUGGAGGAGGAUUUGUUGAGGGAGGAAAGGAGGAUAAGGUGA
Molecule: messenger RNA, 603 nt
Organism: Osmia bicornis bicornis
Lineage: Eukaryota; Metazoa; Arthropoda; Insecta; Hymenoptera; Megachilidae
Product: vicilin-like seed storage protein At2g18540
Exons: 1
Coding region: 1-603 (200 amino acids)
Source: RefSeq, a predicted model, not a curated record